Messenger RNA from Colius striatus (speckled mousebird), 5096 nucleotides. RefSeq names its product homeobox A3 (gene HOXA3). The transcript has 6 exons. Gene Ontology annotation, molecular function: RNA polymerase II cis-regulatory region sequence-specific DNA binding; DNA-binding transcription factor activity, RNA polymerase II-specific. NCBI's taxonomy places the organism in Eukaryota, Metazoa, Chordata, Aves, Coliiformes, Coliidae. Gene Ontology annotation, cellular component: nucleus. Bases 3012 to 4241 code for a protein of 409 amino acids. Gene Ontology annotation, biological process: regulation of transcription by RNA polymerase II. The record is from RefSeq and is a predicted model, not a curated record.
CACCCUUAUCCGUGCCUUGCUGCCUUUCCAUCCCGAAGGCAGGAGGCUGUGCCGGCCUCUAUGUAGCUAGUACGCGUGAAUUAUUUGCCAGAGUCACAGCUGGAUCGUGGCAGGCGAGCGCUAUUUCUCGGGAACAAACAUGCGAAAGGUUAGAUUUCAGAUUAGCCAGAGCGAUUAAUGGAGAUUUUGCCCAAAGUACCUGCUGAAGCCUGGAAAGUAUGGAUAUAAUGCAAGUGUUUGCUCAGCGCGUAGGCGUUGUUCACAAGUUGCUGCUGUUGCUCACUUGCAGCGAGCCCUUGCAUUGCACGUUUGGGGAGUUUGCCCUAGCUGGAGAUAGUGUAUAACCUUUCACAUCUAGAGUAUUUAUUUGGUGUAAGAGUGACGCCUGAUAACAAACUAAAAACCGUAGCCAAAUAUCUAUUUUGUUAGAGAAUAGCAGGCGGAUUGUUUCCAAGAACAACAAUGCGUCUUUGAUAUAGCCAGAACGAAAGCUGUUACUAUAACUGGCUUACUCAAUAGUAGGUGACUGAAAUCCAUUUGCUUCCUCACCAAAACAAUUAGUGUCUCAAAUUCCAUAUUUUCGGUCUGGUUUAGAAUAAAAACAUCGAUGACAAUAUCUUCACAGAAGUUGAAACUGCGACUUUAAUAAGUAUUGACUCUUCUGAGUUCUUCUUUAAAUUAUCCCCUAAAAAAACCCCCUAAAAAUAAAAAGACAACAACUUGGAGAACAGUUAAUAAUUUGAGACGGUCUCCUUCUGCCCUUUCACUCCGUACAUUCAGCAUACUGCUCUCUGGCGUGGAAAGGCUGCUCAAAAGACCAUUCAUUUCAAAUCCGGGCACAAAUCACAUUUUACGUGUGUUUAUUUAACCGCGACAGAAAAGAGCGAGCAAAUCCCGCCAACCACCCCGUUGUUAAGAGGAGCUCUGGUACCGGGGAAGUCACCGCUUUACUGGAUGCUGAACUUGGGGCAGGGCCGGGAGCAUCGCCUCGGCCACGGAGGAGGCAGGAGCAGCCCGGGGGCUGUAGCGUUCUCAGGAACAAAGGAGGGGAUACAGUCGAUACAUUCCAUAACGUUUACAUUUUCCCGCGAUUUUUUCUUAAUUUUCCUUUAGAAGUAGUGACCUGGGCGAAGCACCCCGCUAUCUAAAAGACACUGUUAUAGACCUUUUAGAAAAACUAAGUCCAAGGCCGAGGUGAACUUCAGGUCACCGCGUCUAACAAAUAUGAAAAUGUCGCCUGGUGAAGGGCACGCCUUGUUAUUUAACAAAGACUGUCAAUGUGUAAGAUUAAUAAGAAACAAAAUGCACACGGUGUCACUUUUCGGUCACUUUGAAACUUGGGACAGCCUCGCAUUCAAGAGAGGAAAGCUGAGUCUAAAUAUAUUCAAAAUGGUUGAAAUAAAAUUCAACCCAGUCUGGUAGUGUGAUUCCUCCUCCUGCUCUUGAUGGAGGAUGCCCGAGCACGGUGAAAGGAUUAUUAUUAUUAUUACUAUUACUAUUAUUAUUAUUAUUAUUAUUAUUUUUACUGUUAUAACUAUUUUCUCUUUCGGCGUUAACUACGUUUUAGCCGCGCAUGCGGAGGGUAGCAAGAGUGUUAGCCUGUUUCACAAGAAAAAAGGGGAACCCCUUUUCCCCCCUCUUCGGGUAUGUAUGAAGUUGCCUCUUCUUGGUGCAUGAAAAUUGACUCUCUCCCUCUUAACUUAAUUCCAGUGGGGUCACCAUCUCCUCCCCUGCCAACCUCGGCCAGGAAGCUCUUGCUCCUUUAUUAACUGAUUAAAGUCUCCUUUGCCAGUGAAACCAAGCCCUUAGUCCUUAUGGAAAAAUAAGCGAGCUGGCUUAUUUUUUUCCUCUCCUUUUUGUUUCUUUGAGGGCUUAGGAUGAUGCUACAAGUUUGUUAAAGGGAAGUACCGGGGGAAAAAAAAAGUUUCUGAGAUUGUUUAUUACAGCCAUAAAUCUUGCAGUAAAAUGUCGAAAUGGCCGUGUGCAAGAUAACACUUGGUGGUCUUGGCUGGGCUCUUGUUUAUGAUAACAAAACCACAAAGACAUGGAACAGGCCUUUUGGAGGUCCUGCCUCAGUACAUCUUCGCAGACUAAUACAACCACACGAAAAAAACAGAUUUCAGCUGAGCAGCCCAGGUCACCUUGCAAAUUUACAGUCGUAUACAAAAUUGUACCCUUCUUUCUCUCACCCAGCACUGGAAUCCUAUGGUAGAAAAAGACGCAGUGAAAGAUGUAUACUUUGAGAUCUAAUCAAGGUAUUCGUACGUACGUGUCUGCAUGUAUGCGUGUGCUUCUUCAAGCCGGGAAAACGUGCUCUGCUAGUGCUGGACUUUGGCAAGCGUUUAUUUUUUCAUAGUCGUGUAGGUGGGAUCUUUAUUCUUUUACAACAUGGGUUGCUGUUGUUUUCGGGGGAGGUGUUGUGGUUUUAAAAAUACAUAUAUAAAUAAAGCAAUCUCCUCUUUCCUGUCAAAUGUGUGUUGUUAAAUAGUUGCGGCUGCCUGCGUGUGUGUGUAUAACGGCAUUUCCUCUCUACGCAGAGUAAAUAGAGAAACUUAUCUAUUACCCCAGUUAAAGACCUCCGUAGAUGUGCUGUUGGAAAUGAUGGUUCUGAAAGGCAUUCUCUUGGAAAAGUCUGUGAAGACGCAGAGGAUUUUCCUGGAAAAAAAAAAAAAACAAACCAAAAAACCAACCAAAAAAAGUGGUCAUAUGUAAAGACACAGCAGCUUGGCUGUCUGCUAAAAAAAAUGUACACUCACUUGCUGGAGAUUGAACCGCGGACUGCAAAAUACCCCAUGGCAGAUUAUCGUCGUUUAAGGGAGCCCCGAAACAAACCCACUCGGCCGAGGAGGUGGGAGCGGGGAGCCCUUCAGCCCGGCGCUGCGCAGCUGGAGGAGGUCUGCCCGGAGCGGCCAUUGGAGGAGGAGUGCCACGUGACAGAGGGGUGCCAAUGUUAUUCUCCAAGGGUGUCAAGACCCUGUCAGUUUGCGAAAUAAAUAUUGGGAAACAACGAAAUGCAAAAAGCGACCUACUACGACAGCUCUGCAAUCUAUGGUGCCUACCCCUACCAAGGAGCAAAUGGUUUCACUUAUAAUGCGAGUCAGCAGCAAUAUCCUCCAUCUUCAUCACUUGCAGAAACUGAGUACCACCGCCCUGCGUGCUCCCUCCAGUCCCCGGGCAGCUCUGUGUCCCACCACAAGGCUAAUGACAUCAGUGAGAGUUGCAUGAGGACUCUCCCCAGCCAGCCUCUCCAGCCACCUGAUCCGCAGGCCCCACCGCAGCCACCUCCAGCCCAGCAGGCACAACCUCCACCUCCGUCCUCCACAUCACCAUCUCAAAAUGCCAGCAACAACCCUGCCCCAGCCAACCCCACCAAAAGCCCAGCUCUUAACUCACCCACCAUGUCCAAACAGAUAUUCCCAUGGAUGAAAGAGUCUCGACAAAACACAAAGCAGAAAAAUAGCAGUUCCAGUUCAGGUGAGAGUUGUGCUGGUGAUAAAAGCCCCCCGGGGCAAGCCUCCUCUAAGAGAGCCCGUACAGCUUACACAAGUGCCCAGCUGGUAGAACUGGAAAAGGAGUUCCACUUCAAUAGGUACCUUUGCAGGCCACGAAGGGUAGAGAUGGCCAAUUUGCUCAAUCUCACAGAAAGACAGAUCAAAAUCUGGUUUCAAAAUCGCAGAAUGAAAUACAAAAAGGAUCAAAAGGGCAAGGGCAUGAUGACCUCUUCAGGAGGACAGUCCCCAAGCAGAAGCCCCGUCCCUCCAGCUGCCGGGGGCUAUCUAAACUCUAUGCAUUCUUUAGUAAACAGUGUUCCCUAUGAGCCCCAGUCACCUCCGCCAUUUAACAAGCCUCAUCAAAACACCUAUGGCAUCCCUGCAUCGUAUACUGCUCCUCUUAAUAAUUGCCCACCUCCUCAAAAGAGGUACACGGGGACGGCAGCUGUGACACCUGAGUACGAUACUCAUCCUCUUCAAGGCAACGGUUAUGGGAAUCCACAUAUACAGGGAAGCCCCGUCUAUGUAGGGGGCAACUACGUGGAGACCAUGACCAAUUCUGGGCCUUCCAUCUUCGGUCUAACCCAUCUCCCUCAUCCUUCUGCGAACAUGGACUACAGCGGGCCUGGGCCAAUAGCCAACAAUCACCACCACGGACCUUGUGAUCCACACCCAACAUACACAGACCUUACUGCUCACCAUCCUUCUCAGGGAAGAAUUCAGGAAGCGCCCAAACUCACUCAUCUGUAAGAGACAGGAGUCACUAAGUGGAACAUCAAGGCCCUGACUUUUGGAAAGUACUUACCCCUUCCCCUCUCUCUCUCCUUCCCUCUCCCCCUGUGCACCCGUCUCCCCUUCUUGUUUCUUUUGUUUGUUUUUGGUUUUUUGUUUCCUUUGGUAAAAGCGUUUUCUAGUUUAUGUGACGUAGCAAUAUUUGUUGCUUGAAUUGCUCUAUAGUUUCAUUAGUGGAUAUUUAUCUUCUUGAACUGUAGCCUUGUGUCUCACUUUGGGAGUAUGCAAAGGCUUUAUACUUUACCUUCUACACUUUUAUCAAAACAGGGUAUAUGAACAAAUUUUCUAUAAAAGGCAUUCUUAAAUGUGAAUUUGUUCGUACAUGAUUGAUCCCACGGGGAAGCAAUUUUUUUUAUUGCACUUCUUUUAAAUACCGAGAAAGACAUCAAAAGCGCUUGGACAGGGACUCCCUGGACAAUUAUUAAUACGUGUAAGUCUUUCAGUGUGUGUAUGCUGGUGAACAUUCAGAUUUAUUUAUUUUUUUCUUUUUUUGCAAACAUUGAAUAAUCUAAGUGUUUAAAGUUUUAUUUAUCCCCAUUUGUUCAUAUUUAUAUAUAUAUAAAAAAAAUCUGUACCCUGAAUAUUCAGGAAGCAUUUACCUGGCCAUAUGUUUAGAUAGCAUAUCGGCACACGUAGGAAAUAUAAUUUGAAAGGGAACUAUAUCUCCUUUUACUAAAAAUGGUGAUAACGAUUAUGAUGACGAUGCAAUAAAAUCUGGGAAAAAAAAUCACGGUUUGAAUACUUUAUGCUUGUAACAUCCAGCUAGGCAGAAAGUGUGUGAGGCUGAAAAGGCUAGAUUUGUUUUGAAAGUUA